Molecule: messenger RNA, 4284 nt
Organism: Mytilus trossulus (common blue mussel)
Lineage: Eukaryota; Metazoa; Mollusca; Bivalvia; Mytilida; Mytilidae
Product: serine/threonine-protein kinase Chk2-like
Exons: 16
Coding region: 67-1506 (479 amino acids)
Biological process (GO): protein phosphorylation
Molecular function (GO): protein binding; ATP binding; protein kinase activity
Source: RefSeq, a predicted model, not a curated record
AUUUAGAUGAUGCGCAUGUGUGUUGCCGGUCCGCUUGUGCAACUGUAAACAGAAAAUUUUAAGACGAUGGAUAAUAUGCAAACAGUCCCUUCGGAUUUCAUUGAUGGAGUUGACAGCGAAGAAAAUGAUGACAAUGAAGAAGUGUGGGGGAGAAUGUUUCCACUUGGAUCAAGUUUUAUUGCAGUCGAUUUAACAAAAGAGGAAUACUGCUUUGGACGUGGAGAGAACUGUGAUAUUCCUUUUAACACGGCAAAUGCUAAGAAACACCAGUGUUUCCAGGCCUAUAGUAAAGUACAUUUUAAACUGAUUCGGAAAAAAACAAGUACUGGUGUUCAUGUAUUCUUGGAAGAUUCAAGCAGUAAUGGUACUUUUGUGAAUGGGGAAAAAGUUGGUAAAGGAAACAAGCAGGUUUUAUCCAAUAAUGAUGAAAUAGCUCUGGCAUUGAAAAAUAAUAAAGCAUUCAUGUAUCUAGAUCUGAGUAUAGAUGAAGAAGCUGGACUUCCCGAUCAAAUUAAAGAAAAAUAUACAUUAACAAAAACAUUAGGCAGGGGUGCAUGUGGAGAGGUCAAGUUAGCAUUUAAAAAGGGAACAUGUGAAAAGUUUGCGGUAAAAAUUAUAUCAAAGAAAAAGUUUUCCAUUGGUGGCAAACAUCAAGUUAAUCUAAGUAAUCAAGUUAUGACGGAAGUAAAAAUACUGAAAGCAUUACGACAUCCAUGUAUAAUUGGUAUAGAAGACGUUAUUGACCUACCAGAUGUUUUAUAUAUAGUUUUAGAAUUAGUAGAAGGCGGUGAAUUAUUUGAUAAAGUUGUUAGUAUAGGGCAGUAUGAUGAACCAACGGCUAAAUUAUUAUUUUAUCAGAUUAUUCAUGCUGUAAAGUAUUUACAUGAUCAAGGAAUUACCCAUAGAGAUUUAAAGCCAGAGAACAUAUUACUUGCCACAGAUGCCAAUGAAACAUUGAUCAAGGUUACAGAUUUUGGUUUAUCAAAGUUUGUUGAUGCAGGGUCUAUCAUGAAGACAUUUUGUGGAACACCGACAUAUCUAGCACCAGAAAUUCUUAUCACAGCUGGAAGUGGGCAGUACACAAAGGCUAUAGACUGUUGGAGCUUAGGAGUUAUAUUAUUUAUAUGUAUAUCAGGGUACCCUCCAUUUUCUGAUGAAAGAAAGGACAUGGAUCUACCCAAACAGAUUCUCGGUGGACAUUUUACAUUCCCUAAACAGUACUGGAGCAAUAUAUCAGAAGAUGCAAUUGAUCUUAUUAAGAAACUUAUGACUGUAGAUGUGAAGAAAAGAAUUGUCUUAAGUGAUGCAAUAAAUCACCCAUGGUUCAAGGAUGAAGACAUGUUGAGUAAAGCCAGAGAUUUAAUGUAUCCUGAUUCUGAUGGAAUGAUCCCUCCUAUAGGCACUCCUGGUCAGAAAAAGCGUGGUCUAGAGGAAGCAGAGGAACCUUGCCCAAAAAGAACAAUAUCCACAGAGACAAUCACACCUCCAGAAACACCCACUCCAUGAACAACCAAUGAAAUCUCCAAAUAGUGCUGACUGACAUCAUUCACUAUAAAGCCAAGAUACAGUUGUGUAAAUUAUGUCCACUCAUUUGAGAUCGGUUUGAUAUUAUGAUGGAACAAAAUACUGAACAAAAGGUUGUCAGUAGACUGUACUUAUAAAUAUUCGUUUUUUUUUAAAGAUACUUCAGGGGAGACAACUACCCAUGAAUUGAACUUAAAUGAUUUAAUGGGAAACUCUUAAUUGCAUUUUAAGUGGGGCUGCAUAUUUUAAUUUGUUUGCUUUCAGAUCUUUUCUUUUUUAAUUGAGAUUUAUUCUGUUCAAGUUAUCUGAGAAUUGUUCAGUAACUCACUCAAAAUGAAACAGUAAAAUAAACUUUCUGCCUUUUAAAUGGGAGAUCUUUGAAUUUUCUUCAGCACAUUUUGGGGAGGGUGAAAUUGUAUUAUAUUUCUCAGGAUGUACAUGUACUUAUAUUUUACUUGCACUGUUACAACAGUUGAUUUUAUCUUUUCAUUUUUGAAGAUUGGAUGUUUAUUCACUACAUAGCUAUUUUUUAAUAGUUCAAAAAUAUUUUUUUUGACUGCUAUCUAUACAGAAUUUUAUUUUUAUUUUCUGUAUCCUCAUAUUUGGUAUAAAUCUAUAUUACAUGUACUUGUUAAUGAUUUCAAAGUUUAGAUAUAAAAUAGUAAAAUUAUUGUUUGAAUGUUAAUGAGUUAACAUUUGAAAAGGGAUUUUUUUACUACAGCGUUAACCUGUAUAUUGCCAUGUUUUGUUUUUUUGUCAAAGGCAGCUUAUUUUGUUUAAAGUAGAGUUGUCUAGUUAUAAUAGUAAAUCCAUGUAGUAGAUAUAGAUUACUUUUUAUAAAAGUUUGUGAUAAUUGUUACCCUUUGAUUGUCUUUUUGAACAAAUUUAGUCCCUCUUGUGGACAUUGUAUUACUUGCAAAUAUUUUUCAUACUCCUUCCUAAUGAAUUAAGUUUUCUUUAUUUUUUUUUCUUAAAAUUGUCAGAUAGUCUUGGGGAAAGUAUUCUCUAAAAUUCUUAAUUUAUUGAGAAAUAUGCUAUUCUAAUAAGACAAAUAUCACAGAUUUUGUUGAUGAAAUAAACCUGAAAAGUGUUAUGUUAGAAAAAUCUAUAACACAAAAUGGGAGAUAACUCUGAUCAAAUAUAAUAAUUGUUAUAAUAAGAUGAAAUGUUUAUAAUUUUCAAAAAAUAUUUUUUCCUUAAACCUUGAAAGCUACAUAUAGUGUUCAAAUUUUUGUGUGUAAGCAUUUUUUUAAAGAUUUUUAUAGAUUGAAGUGUGACCUCAGAAUUUUGUAUUGAUAUAUUCAGAUUUAUGGCAUUUAUGUACAGAUUUUGUAAAUAUUUUUAUGCUGCACUCAUUAUUAUGACUAGGGGAGUUUUUAACGACCUAGACUAUUUAUGAAGGUCUGGCACGCUAGAAAAUACUAAAGGUAUGCGAGAUGAUAAUGAAUCUAAUUUUAUGAAUGUGUUAUGAAUGAACUUCAUUACUGUUCAUUUUUUUAAGCUAAAUGUUUGUUUUUGUUCCUGGAAAAGUGAGAGAAUUUUUUUUAUCUGCAUAGAGCAUUACAUGGUAUCAACCAAUUAAAUGUACCUAAAUCUUUUACUAAGAAUAUCUGAAUAGUCCCAAGAUAAAAAGUUAUUUAGAUUACACCAAUAAAGAUAUGGUGAGUGUGGAAUGGGCAUUUCUGUAAUAAAACUGAGACAAGUCGGUAAAAGUUCAAACUUUAGAGGAAUAAAAAUACAAUGCUGGAAAAAUACAUCAUAUUAGGAAAUUAAAAGACAUUCUCCACAAGUUUAUACAAAUAUUCUAAUGAAGAUUUAUUUGAGGAAAAAUGAAGUUAAAUUUGAAUAUUUAAAUUGAAUUUUUAAAUUUCAAUAAAGUUGAAUGUCUUAAAAUAAUGAUGGAUACAAAAAAAUCGUUAUUUUUAAAAAAAAAAUUAUAAAACACUGGAUGUUUCUUGUUUUUGUACAUAUAUAUCAAAUUUGAAAUUCUUUUUGCAAACUAUUUGUAUAUAAAUUUUUAGUCUUUAAAUGAAAGUAAUUUUUGAAAGAAAGAAUUUAUGAAAUAUGCAAAAUGUGAUUAUGUGAAAGACCUCCACAGAGACUUGUACAAUCACUGCCUUCUUUUUUUUUUAGUCAAAGAGGAGAUUCUUUUACAUUACUUGCAUGUUUAUCUGUUUAACUUAGUACAAAAAAAUAUAUUUUUUGCAACAAGAUUUGUAUAUUUAUAAAUUCUAUGGGAAGUCUCCUAACAGUCAGUUGUUGUCAAAAUACAGUUUUCAGGUUAGCAUAGUAAAUACAGCCAUUUACAAUUAAUUUAAUUUUGAAUGGAACACAACUUAUGAUUGGCUAAAAUUUAUUGUCUGAUAGACAUAAUUUUGUCAUGUUACUGUGAUAUCAAAAGUUUUUUCAUGAUUUUCUCUUUUCCUUUUAAAAAAAAUUGUUUGACAUUUUUCAACAGGAGAACAAGACUUUUAUUGCUUAUAUUUGAUGGCAAUCAAUGUUAAAAUCCAUUAAGAAAAAAAAUUGAUUAGAAAUCUCCAAAUAUUUCUCAAACUGAAUUGAAUUAAAAUUUGAGAUGAAAUUUUUGUAGAAUGAGGAGGGGGGGGAUGGAUAUACAACUAAUAGUUUCAUAAUUUUGUAUACAUUAGGUAAAUGUGCAAAGAUAUAUAGAAGUUUGGUAUUAUUCACUUUAUUGUUUAAGUGGUUGUGUAGUAAAUUGUUCUAUGAAAUAUUAGUACAAAGUAAAGAAUGAAAGUAAAA